Molecule: messenger RNA, 1911 nt
Organism: Cuscuta europaea
Lineage: Eukaryota; Viridiplantae; Streptophyta; Magnoliopsida; Solanales; Convolvulaceae
Source: the annotation of a GenBank genome assembly
AUUACAUUCGAGUAAAUGCCAUAACGCUAUUGUGUGAUUUGUGUCAACAAAGAAGACUAUAAAAACAGCUUAAUUGCUUGAAUAGAUCUUCCAUGACACAUCUAAAACUAGCUUUUGUUGAUCAGUAAAACAGCAACUUUCCUUUUCCAAAGUCGUAACAUAUAAAGUUGAUGGGAUUCCAACUUCCAGAAUCUAUUCCCCAUCCAAUACGCCAUCUCUAAUCUAUUUAGUUCAGUCUCAACUCAGCUAAAAUCUCAGUCAGCCAUGUCUGACUUGGAAUUCAUCCUCUCUGUUCUUUCUUUGAUCAUUGCUUCACUUCUCACCAUUAAUUUGUUCAAAAGAAAACACUACCACCACCACCACCUGAAUCUCCCCCCAGGCAAGAUGGGGUGGCCUUUUCUUGGUGAGACCAUUGGCUACUUGAGGCCUUAUUCAGCUACCUCUAUUGGGUAUUUCAUGGAAGACCACAUAUUUAGAUUCGGGAAGAUAUUUAAGUCGAACUUAUUCGGGGAGAAGGCGAUAGUGUCAGUAGAUGCAGGGCUAAACAGAUACAUUCUUCAGAAUGAAGGGAGGUUGUUUGAGUGCAGUUACCCAAGUAGCAUAGGUGGGAUACUUGGGAAGUGGUCAAUGCUGGUCUUGGUGGGAGAAAUGCACAGAGAUAUGAGGACUAUCUCUCUCAAUUUCUUGAGCAGUGCUAGGCUUAGAACUCAGCUUCUCAAAGAAGUGGAGAAGCACACUCUGUUUGUUCUUGGUUCUUGGAAUCCAGGCUCUGUUAUCUGUGCUCAAGAUGAAGCCAAAAAGUAUACGUUUAAUUUCAUGGCGGAACAUAUCAUGAGUUUGGAACCUGGAAAGCUAGAGACAGAAAAGCUGAAGAAAGAGUAUAUUACUUUCAUGAAAGGGGUCGUUUCAGCACCAUUGAAUUUCCCAGGAACUGCAUACAGAAAAGCCUUGCAGUCUCGGACAAAGAUUCUUAAAUUCAUCGAGGAGAAAAUGGAGAAGAGACAGAAGGGGAAUGAGGAAGAAGGAAAUGAUCUUUUGGGAUGGGCAAUAAACAAUUCAAGUCUUUCAAAGGAACAGAUUCUUGAUUUGGUACUGAGUCUGCUGUUUGCUGGCCAUGAAACUUCAUCUGUGGCCAUUGCUUUAGCCAUCUACUUCUUGCAAGGCUGUCCAAAUGCCAUUCAAGAACUAAGAGAAGAACACAUGGAAAUCUCUAAUGCCAAUAAUGAGCAAUCUGGAGGCAAGGAACUGACUUGGGAUGACUACAAGAAGAUGGAGUUCACCCAUUGUGUUGUAAAUGAGACAUUGAGGCUGGGGAAUGUGGUAAGGUUUCUGCACAGAAAAGCCAUCAAAGACGUCCGGUACAAAGGAUAUGACAUUCCAUGUGGAUGGAAAGUGCUACCGGUUAUUUCAGCGGUGCAUUUAGAUCCUUCACUUUUUGACCAUCCUCAGCACUUCAAUCCAUGGAGAUGGCAGAAUAAAGAUGGAUGUGCAGCUUCAACGUCGCCAACAAAUAAGAACUUCAUGCCUUUCGGAGGAGGGCCGCGGUUGUGCACGGGAUCAGAAUUGGCCAAGCUAGAGAUGGCCAUAUUCAUCCACCAUUUAGUGCUAAACUACGACUGGAAACUCGCCGGUUUUGACGAAGCUUUCGCCUUCCCAUUUGUCGACUUCCCGAAAGGCUUGCCCAUCACAGUCACCCGCACGCCCUCUGCUUCAACCUCACUUACGCCACAACAAGUUGUUGAAUGUUGAUGUAUAGCAACGCAUGCAAGCCAAGUUAUAUAUGUAGUCCGAGUCAUGGUUAUAUAUGUGUAUUAUUCUGUUUUGGAAAAAUAUCUGUUAUCCACUUGAGGUUUGACAUAAUAUAAAUCAUUAAUUUAUUAUAUAACGAUGAUAUCAAUUCUUAUAAAAAUC